AAAAGGAGGAGAGAGGGAGAGGUACAAUAUAGAAGACUCUUCCCCCUUCUUCCUUCGCCCAGCCUGCGGAGAAGAGUCCAGAGAGUCCAAGGUCGCACAGUCCUCUCUGCUGCCUCGCUCGCUGAAUGGCUGGCGGUCCGCAGCAUCCCCGCCUCUGGCCACAGCAGCCACAGGUUUACCGUUCCCGGCAGCAGCGCCCCUCCCGAAGCCAGCCGAGGCUCCCUACUCUCUUCUGCACCCACCGCUGCCCCGAGCACUUCCCCGCUUCACUUCUCGCCACUCCCCUGGAGGUCGCUCUCCUCCCAAGGACCCCCUCCCCCAAGAGGGCGCUUUGGCCACCAGAGACGCAGCAGGAGUCUUUUCUCCCUGAGGGCCAGGAGGCCCGCAGAGAGCCUGAAAGCGGGAUCUAGUUACAUGGGGUAUUAAUUAGUCUUUGAGGAAUCGUUCACCCACGUGCCAAUGUAAUUGUCUGUGUCCGGACUGUGGGCACUGCCAGCCGCGGCCAGGAGGAGAAAACCCUCGCACUCACGGCGGGGCGCAGGAAGCGCGCUCUGCGGAGCGUCCCCCGGUGGCGGGGCAGGACCUCGGACAGCGCCCACGACUCCGGUCCUUAGUCGCUUUGGGGCUUUCCAGCCUUGCUGGUAAAACUGCAGCUGCCUCCAGCACCAGCAGCUUCCCAAUUCUCGCCACCACACCCCUUCUUCUGGAACUGGGACUCAACGCGCCUGUUGUGUGGCUUUUAUCUCUUCCGAAAGGCCCGCGUCUUAUCGCUCAAGUUCAAGUCCGGAAGACUUGCCCAGUCUCUUCCCCCCACCCCCCCUUAAGUCAUUCUCCAUCCUCUGCCACGGCAGAGAGCCCGGAGUCCUGGGCUGCUGGUGUUAGUGCCAGCACAGGCAGCCCGGGUCGGUCGGGUGCAGCAGCCCGGCGCCUUCGCCUCUCUCCCUCCCUGCCUUUCUUCUCCUGUCGUCUUCUCUAUCUGCCCCUCCUUCUCCUGCCUCUUAAGUUUCCUGCACCCGGAAUCCAACUGUGCCAAGCCUAGGCUCCCGCGGACCAAUCCGGAUUGCGACCCCGGGCAGGGGGACAGCGACUCCGCCGAGGCUGGACGAGGCAGCUGGACCCGUCCUCCCUCGCCCGAGCAUGGAGACGGAGCUCCAGGGAGGGCACGUCCCGGGCGCUGGAGACGCCAGGCCGUAGUAGCUCCUCCAUGGAGCCCGUUCAGAGCGGUCCUUGCUCGCUGCAUUUGCCUCCAGUCCUGUGCGGCUGCUGAGAGCGCUCCCUGCUCUGUAAAGUGGAUGUCAGGUGGAUCUAUGUUUUUGAAGGAACAAAGACUCAGCCAAGGCACCGCCAAGGAAGUUUGAGAGGAGGGAGGAUGCAGGCUGCGGGCUGGUACGUGCUUCUCCUCCUGCAGCCCACCGUCUACUUGGUCACGUGUGCCAACCUAACAAACGGUGGAAAGUCGGAACUUCUGAAGUCGGGAAGCAGCAAAUCCACACUAAAGCACAUAUGGACAGAAAGCAGCAAAGACUUGUCAAUCAGUCGGCUCCUCUCACAGACUUUCCGUGGUAAAGAGAAUGACACAGAUUUGGACCUGCGCUACGACACCCCAGAACCUUAUUCUGAGCAAGACCUCUGGGACUGGCUGAGGAACUCCACAGACCUUCAGGAACCUCGGCCCAGGGCCAAAAGACGGCCCAUUGUUAAGACCGGCAAGUUCAAGAAAAUGUUUGGAUGGGGUGAUUUUCAUUCCAACAUCAAAACAGUGAAGCUAAACCUGUUGAUAACUGGGAAAAUUGUCGAUCACGGCAACGGGACGUUUAGUGUUUAUUUCAGGCAUAAUUCCACUGGUCAAGGGAAUGUAUCUGUCAGCUUGGUGCCCCCAACAAAAAUCGUGGAAUUCGACUUGGCACAACAAACCGUGAUUGAUGCCAAAGAUUCCAAGUCCUUCAACUGUCGCAUCGAAUACGAAAAGGUUGACAAGGCUACCAAGAACACACUCUGCAACUACGACCCUUCAAAAACCUGUUACCAGGAGCAGACCCAAAGUCAUGUAUCCUGGCUCUGCUCCAAGCCCUUCAAGGUGAUCUGCAUUUACAUUUCCUUUUAUAGCACGGACUAUAAACUAGUACAGAAAGUAUGCCCUGACUACAACUACCACAGUGACACACCUUACUUCCCCUCAGGAUGAGGAUGAACAGGGCCUGAGACUGAAGCCUGAGAAACUAAAGGUCAUAGGACAGGGCUGUUACCUCAAGGAAGAAGGUCACAUCUGUUGCCUGGAAUGUGUCUACACUGCUGCUCUUUUUGACUGGUGCAAACACGCUAGUGGAAAACAGUCGAUGUAAUUUCUGCACAGUCAGCUUCAUCUCUCAGCGUAGUUGUAAAUCACCA
This is a messenger RNA of Meriones unguiculatus (Mongolian gerbil), 2388 nucleotides long. It is a transcript of the gene Nxph1, whose product is annotated as neurexophilin 1. The coding region runs from base 1370 to 2185 and encodes 271 amino acids. The transcript is spliced from 3 exons. Lineage: Eukaryota; Metazoa; Chordata; Mammalia; Rodentia; Muridae. Gene Ontology annotation, molecular function: signaling receptor binding. The record is from RefSeq and is a predicted model, not a curated record.